CAGUGCGCAUGCGCAAAGCAGGGUGUCCGGUGUCAAACCGAGCAGCUGUUGAGUUCGUUCAGGGCAGAACCGAGCUAGCACGUGCUACACGCCCACAUUACCUGAGCGGAACCUUCCAAAAACCCACAGGGAACCGGAUUUCUCCCGAUACCCGGAGUCCGGAUCGGAACCAGUGGGAAAGCUAACGGAGCUAACGGUGCCGAACCGGCAGCUGACCCAAAGGCCGCGGUCCGGCCCCGUCCGGACCAGAGGAUCCGAGGAGCAUCUCCUGGUGCUGCUGAAUCACCGGAAAGGUUCAACCUGUGAACCCGUUUGGCCUGAAGAGAGGAACCGGACAUGCUGAUAGCUGCUGUUGGAAGCUCCGCCCCCACAAGCAAGAAACGACGGAGAGGCAAGAAACACAAGAGAGUCCGAGCUGAGGAGAGCCGGCCUGAGGAGGUUUCUGAUUUUCUGAAGACUGAUGGUACUCCUCUCCCAAUACCCCAGAAUGACCCCCACAAAGACCUGCUCCCACCAGAAUGUUCCACAAACACUCCUGAAAAGGAAGGCCCUGAGGGUCUGGCAAAGCCAAGCACAUUAUCCCCUCAGAGAGCCGCCGUAAGCCAGUCCUCCCGUCUGCAUGGUCCGCAGGACUCCCCGAGCCCCCAGAUUCCAGACCAGAUCACACAGCCACCGACUCCACAGAGCCCCCGCCAGACAACCCAAUGCCCCCCUCCCCAGAGCCCCCGGCAGACAACCCAAUCCCCCCGUCCCCAGAGCCCCCACCAGACAACCCAAUCCCCCCGUCCCCAGAGCCCCCACCAGAAUGCCCAGUCCACCUGUCCUCAGAGCCCCCGCCAGAGAACCCUGUCCCCUCGUCCUCAGAGCCCCUUUCAGACAACUCAAUCCCCCCGUCCUCAGAGCCCCCACCAGAAUGCCCAGUCAACCCGUCCUCAGAGCCCCCUUCACAAUGCCCAGUCCCCCCGUCCUCAGAGCCCCCACCAGAGAACCCAGUCCCCCCAUCCCCAGAGCCCCCUUCACAAUGCCCAGUCCCCCCCUCCCCAGAGCCCCCACCACAAUGCCCAGUCCCCCUGUCCUCAGAGCCCCCACCAGAGAACCCAGGCUUCGCUUCCCCAGAGUCCAAAUCAGAAACGCCCACCAACUCCAGACAUGAAAAAGGCCCCUGUUGAAGGUGAAUUGGCCCCUGAAAGUCCCCUGAGAAACCCCCUGUAUCAGAGCCAACCACCUUGUGCCACAUUAGACGCUCUUAGCCAAAGUCUCAGUAAAUCACCGCUGAAUGUUAACAACAUAACCCAGAAUGCCUCGCUGUUUCCUGGUAGGACCGCAGACGGUCAAACCGAGUUCUUCCAAGCACCUCCAGCCUCACCUCACAGUGUUACCUCUGAAUCUACAGCAGUAUUUGCACCAAACUCCCUCAAAGCUCCUACUACGAUGAUGGCAAGCCCCGCCCACUCAGAUCCAUUUCUCUUGCCCUCAGUUACGUUUUGCACCGGCAUCCCUUCCCACACCCUGUGCUCCCCCCCCACCUCUCUCCUCUGCUCUCUGGAAUCUCCAUUCAGCUUCCCCUCUCCUCAGAUGGCUAUACCCCCCCCACAUCAGAGCCCGCCCCCUCUGGAGCUAACCCCGCCCCCUGCCCAGCUGCUUGGCUCUGAUGAUGAAGAGCAGGAAGACCCUUCAGAUUACUGUAAAGGCGGGUACUACCCAGUGAAGAUUGGUGACCUGUUCAACGGCCGGUACCAUGUGGUUCGGAAACUGGGCUGGGGACACUUCUCCACGGUUUGGCUCUGCUGGGACCUGCAGAAGAAGCGCUUCGUGGCCAUGAAGGUGGUGAAGAGUGCUCCUCAUUAUACCGAGACGGCUCUGGAUGAAAUCAAACUGCUCCGAUGUGUGAGGGACAGCGACCCCUCCGACCCCUACAGAGAAACCAUCGUCCAGCUCAUCGAUGACUUCAAGAUCUCUGGGAUCAACGGAGUUCAUGUCUGCAUGGUUCUGGAGGUUUUGGGUCAUCAGCUUUUGAAGUGGAUCAUUAAGUCCAACUAUAUGGGACUUCCUCUGGUCUGUGUCAAGACCAUCAUUCGACAGGUGCUGCAGGGACUCGACUACCUUCACACCAAGUGUAAGAUCAUCCACACCGACAUCAAGCCGGAGAACAUCCUGCUGGUCGUUGACGACGUUUACAUCAGAAGGUUAGCGGCCGAAGCCACCGUCUGGCAGAGAGCUGGAGCCCCGCCCCCUUCAGGCUCAUCAGUUAGCACGGCCCCCAGGGAUGAAGAGAUGGGGAAGUUGUCUAAAAACAAGAAGAAGAAGCUGAAGCGGAAGGCAAAGCGCCAACAGAAGCUCUUAGAUGAAAGGCUCAUGGAUAUCCAGAGGAUGGAUGAAGAGGAGGGUCUCCACCAGGCUGACGACGCAGAACCGACCUCCAAUCACAAAGCCAGCCCAGAAUCCAGCGGCUCCUGGUUGGACGACAGGUCUGCUGGCCACGCCCCCGGGCGCUUCUCCAGCCCUGCCUCUGGUUUAUCAGGGUUCUCCAGCUCAGUGAUGUCAGCAACGUCAGAGUCCGCCCUCUCCACCCAGUCGGGAUACUCCAGCGGUGGAUUCAGCUCCUCAGACUUUGUGCUGAACCCUCUGGAUCCUCGAAACGCCGACCGGCUCCAGGUGAAGAUCGCUGAUCUGGGAAAUGCCUGCUGGGUGCACAAACACUUCACAGAGGACAUCCAGACUCGGCAGUACCGAGCUCUGGAGGUCCUGAUCGGAGCGGAGUACGGACCGCCGGCGGACAUCUGGAGCACAGCUUGCAUGGCGUUUGAGCUGGCCACCGGAGACUACCUGUUCGAGCCGCAUUCAGGAGAGGACUACACCAGAGACGAAGAUCACAUCGCCCACAUCAUCGAGCUGCUGGGGCCCAUGCCUUUGCCCUUCGCUCUGUCUGGCAGGUAUUCCAGCGAAUACUUCAACAGGAGAGGUGAGCUGCGUCACAUCUCCAACCUGAAGCCGUGGGGACUGUUCGAGGUCCUGCUGGAGAAGUACGAGUGGCCGCUGGACCAGGCGGCGCAGUUCAGUGACUUUCUGCUUACCAUGCUGGAAAUGGAGCCUGACCGCCGAGCGACGGCGGCGGAGUGCCUGCAGCACGCCUGGCUGCACACAUGAACCCUCACUGUGACUCAUUGACUCAUGGUUGGAGAUGCCUCAGCUGAUUGGUCAGCCGACAGACCGAUCAGAGCGCCAGAUCCACCCAGACACACCGGAGAGGAGCCGCCGCCUGUCCCGCCUGAGCUGGGCUCCAUUUGCUCAGAGACGACGGGCUGAGCUUCCUUCCUCUGGCAGCUGAAACCCUCAGAACCAGAAUCUUCCUCUGCUGUCGGUCUGAGCCGACACGGCUUCAGGAAUCCAUUUCCUGCGUGUGAUCACUUCCUGUUCCUCUAACGUCUGAUUAGUUCAUGAUCGACCCGAUUCAUGAAGCCGCUCAGCUGAUCGAUCACCAAACCGUCCGUUAUUGGCGGGUCGGUCGGCUGAUCGAUCA
Messenger RNA from Cyprinodon tularosa, 3520 nucleotides. RefSeq names its product SRSF protein kinase 3 (gene srpk3). Gene Ontology annotation, molecular function: protein kinase activity; ATP binding. Lineage: Eukaryota; Metazoa; Chordata; Actinopteri; Cyprinodontiformes; Cyprinodontidae. Gene Ontology annotation, biological process: regulation of mRNA processing; spliceosomal complex assembly; protein phosphorylation. The transcript has 17 exons. Bases 337 to 3147 code for a protein of 936 amino acids. The record is from RefSeq and is a predicted model, not a curated record.